Apis mellifera (honey bee) is the source of this 2241-nucleotide messenger RNA. Its product is annotated as glycerate kinase. NCBI's taxonomy places the organism in Eukaryota, Metazoa, Arthropoda, Insecta, Hymenoptera, Apidae. The transcript is spliced from 2 exons. Gene Ontology annotation, molecular function: glycerate kinase activity. Gene Ontology annotation, biological process: protein phosphorylation. Gene Ontology annotation, cellular component: cytoplasm. Bases 75 to 2237 code for a protein of 720 amino acids. The record is from RefSeq and is a predicted model, not a curated record.
CAUAGAAGUGAACUAAUUGAAUAUAUCUGAAUAUUGUAUCGUAAUGAUAUGUUUAUAAUUUUUAUAGUACAGAAAUGUACUAUAAAAGAAUAUUACAUAAAUUCACGCAAUAUAGUGGUCCAAUUUUUUUUCUAUCUAACCUAAACGUUAUAAAAUUCACAUGUAGAAAAAUGUCAUUAAAUAUAAAAUCUUUAGAAAAAUCUAAAUCUAUAUUAAAAAAUAUGUAUUUUGCUGGUGUUAAUGCAGUUUUACCAAAAACUCUUAUAAUAAAUAAAGUUAAAUUUAAAAAUGGAAUAUUAUAUGUUGGAGACCAAAGUUUUGAACUUAAAGAAAAUGUUUAUUUAGUUGGAUUUGGUAAAGCAGUCAUGGGUAUGGCAGUAGUUCUUGAACAUAUGCUUGGCAAUUAUUUGAAGGAUGGUAUUAUUAGUAUUCCUUCUGCAUCAACAGAGGCAUUGUGGGAAUCUGAAGAUAAAUCAUAUUUUCCUUUAUUAGAAAGUGGUGUAAUAAAAUAUUGUGAAGGUUCUACAAAUAAUCAACCAGAUGAGAGAUCUUUAGAAACAACACAUCAAAUUAUAGACUUAGUAGAAUCACUUACGGAAAAUGAUACUUUAAUUGUAUUAAUAUCUGGUGGUGGUUCUGCAUUACUUUAUAUGCCAAGACCAGUAAUUGAUUUUGAAGAUAAAUUAUAUAUAAGUAAAAUGCUUCAAAAUGCUGGAGCUGAUAUUAAAGAAGUUAAUAUAGUGAGAAGCAAAUUAUCUAUGGUAAAAGGUGGUGGUUUGGCUCGAAUGGCUUAUCCAGCUUCAAUUAUCAGCUUGAUAUUGUCUGAUAUUGUAGGAGAUCCUGUAGAAUCAAUUGCUAGUGGUCCUACAGUAUAUAGUCCUAAAAGACCAAAAGAAGUAAUAGCUGUAUUGAAGAAAUAUAAUAUAUUUGAACAUUUAGAAGGUGAUGUAAAAAAAAUUUUAAUGUCUACAGAAAGAUUUAAAGAUAAAGAAUUGUUAACUAAAAAAAAACAAUUCAAACAUGUAACUAAUAUCAUCUUAGGAAAUAAUACAGUGGCAGUUGAAGCAUCUUCUUUAGAAGCAUGCAAUUAUAAAUUAACUCCUAUAAUAUUAAGAUCUGAUGUUGUAGGUAAUGUACAUGAUGUCAGUUUAGCAUAUGCUCAUAUAACAAGUUUAAUAUGUCUUGCAUUAGAUAAAACAUUAGAAAAAGAAGAAUUUUUUGCAAAAGUAAAAGAUAUUCCUGUACUUUCUUUACCUGCUACUAAAGUAGAUGAAAUUUAUAAUUUAAUUGAUAAUGUGAGUGAAGAAGGAUUAGUAUUAAUUGGAGGAGGAGAGCCAACUGUAGUAGUUAAAGGAAAAGGAAAAGGUGGUAGAAAUCAAGAAUUAGCAUUAUAUUUUUCUCUAGAUUGGUUGACAAAAAUUAAAGCUUAUCCUCGAUUUUCGGAAUAUGAAGUAAUAAUGUUAAGUGCAGGAACAGAUGGUCAAGAUGGUCCAACAGAUGCAGCAGGUGCAUUUGGCUAUCCUGCUAUUGGACCAUUAAUCCAUGAUAUAUAUACAAAAGUAAAAUCUACAGCUUCAAAAAUGAUAGUUAAAGUAGAGGAAGACAAAGAAGCUCUAAGAAAAAAGAAAGAAGAAAAAGAACAAUUUGAUAUAAAGAAAUAUAAAGAAAUAUGCAAAACACAAGAAUUAAGUGGUUAUUUAAAAGCCAAAAAAAUAGAGACAAUAGAAAAUAAUGUUGAUUCUGACAAAAAUGAAACAAAUAUGGAUUAUGAGAAUAUUGUACUUCCAUUAAUAUUUCAAACAAUGGAAAUAGAACGUAUGUUACCUGAAAAUACUUUAGAAGAUAAUAAUUCCUAUAAUUUAUAUUCUCGGUUUAGGAAAGGUUUAGAUUUAUUUAAAACCGGCUUUACUGGUACUAAUGUUAUGGACUUACAUUUUAUUUAUAUAAAAAGACGCAAUUGUAAAUGUAAAUUAGAUAUUGAAAAAGAAAUAUUUGAUAAUACUUUAGAUGCACAUGACUUACAUAUUGAACCUUCAACUAUUGAAACAUAUAAAAAUUUAUAUAAACAAGAAUCUUUUGAAUGGAGAAAACUUAUAGAAAAACCAGAAAUUAUGAUCAAAAAGGAUGAACAACUUAAUAUAAAAAUUAUUGAUGAUAAUUUAAGAGAUCCAUGUUGUCGUAAAGAUAGAAAAUUUCCGCUUAAAAAUCUUUUAAAGGAUAAAGAUUUUCCAUCAUAAUAAA